Anguilla anguilla (European eel) is the source of this 4176-nucleotide messenger RNA. Its product is annotated as tricarboxylate transport protein B, mitochondrial. The record is from RefSeq and is a predicted model, not a curated record. Gene Ontology annotation, biological process: mitochondrial citrate transmembrane transport. The transcript has 9 exons. NCBI's taxonomy places the organism in Eukaryota, Metazoa, Chordata, Actinopteri, Anguilliformes, Anguillidae. The coding region runs from base 223 to 1176 and encodes 317 amino acids.
ACACCUACUUGUGUGAAAAGGCACCGCUGAUUUCACAACAUUAGCUGGCCAGUUAGCCAAGUUUGUUCCAGAGCUACCGCUGCAGCGUUAGCGGUUAUGCGCCUUAUAACUUAUUGCACAGAAUUAGCUAGCUAGCUAACCGGAAAGCCAUUUGGAAUAGAAAACAGAGACAAGUAUAGUUUAGUAUAGAAACCAGUUAGCUAGAUAUUCAAUUUUGCAAAUAUGUCUGGAAGUCCAAAAUUUGUAAGUCCCUUUCACAGACCCUACUGUAUAGCAGCCGCUGCACCGGCAGGCAAAGCAAAGCUGACUCAUCCUGGCAAAGCGAUUUUAGCAGGUGGGAUCGCGGGAGGCAUCGAGAUCUGCAUCACCUUCCCCACGGAGUACGUGAAGACCCAGCUGCAGCUGGACGAGAGGGCCAACCCGCCACGCUACAGAGGCAUCGGGGACUGUGUGAAGCAGACUGUGCAGGGUCAUGGUGUGGGUGGGCUGUACAGAGGCCUCAGCUCACUGCUCUAUGGCUCCAUUCCCAAAGCCGCUGUUCGGUUUGGCAUGUUUGAGUUCCUUAGCAACAAGAUGCGGGACGAGUCGGGGAAGCUGGACAGCACGCAAGGGCUGAUCUGUGGGCUGGGGGCGGGCGUGGCCGAGGCUGUCCUGGUGGUCUGCCCCAUGGAGACCGUGAAGGUGAAGUUUAUCCAUGACCAGACCUCUGGGAACCCCAAGUACAGGGGCUUCUUCCACGGAGUGAGAGAGAUCGUCAGAACCCAAGGCCUGCGGGGGACGUAUCAGGGGCUGACAGCGACGGUGCUGAAGCAGGGCUCCAACCAGGCCAUCCGCUUCUUCGUGAUGACCUCACUCAGGAACUGGUACAAAGGGGAUAACCCGAACAAGGCCAUUAACCCGCUGAUAACAGGGCUGUUCGGUGCCAUCGCUGGGGCUGCCAGCGUGUUCGGGAACACCCCCCUGGAUGUGAUUAAGACCCGGAUGCAGGGUCUGGAAGCUCACAAAUACAAAAGCACCGUCGACUGCGCGGUAAAGAUCAUGAAGCACGAGGGACCAACUGCAUUCUACAAGGGCACAGUGCCACGUUUGGGCCGGGUGUGCUUGGACGUCGCCAUAGUGUUUAUAAUCUACGACGAGGUGGUGAAAGUUCUGAACAAGGUCUGGAAGACUGAGUGAGGAGGAUGGCUACGUGAUUGGCUAAGGCCAGAAAAUGACCCUGUGACAUCACUCUGGGAAUUAAAGGGGUGGGGAAAAAAUGUUUGCCAAAGUCACUGGUUUUGUAUCCAUUAACAGAUAUUAAUGCUUUUUCUAUGUGUUAAUACGCCUUAUUUUAAAAUAUGACAUUUCUAUGAAUGUGAAAUAUAGGGGCUUAUUUCAGCUGAAAUGGACGUUCCGUUUUCCCUUUGCUGACCUCAUAAGAUGUAAGUAACUCAGUUCUGUAAAUGGACUGUUAGUCCUUUUCACAGUCCAGACAGAUAUUUUGUGCAACUUGUCACCUGACAAUAAUACCAAAAUGUCAUGUGAAGUAGGUUUCCUUACUGCACAAAAAGCCCUACAUCUAUCAACAGUUUCUUCGUAAGCUUCAAUUGUUUGCUUGCUACGAGAACACAAAUGCCAAAAAAAUCUUUUGAAAAUUUAUUUUUCUUAAUUUUUUUUGUUGCUGCUGCUGUUUUGACUGCCCAUGUGGAUGCAAACAUUUCCAGUUUUUUUCCCCCGAAAACAAAUUUAUUUACUUUUUGCAGUAACAUUUUACUUUGCACUCUUUGGCUCCCUCCUACCUCAGUACUUCAGAACGCCUUAACACAUUAAAUACCCCAACACACUGCCCUUCACAUGCCUUAACACACUGAAUACCCCCAACACACUGCCCUUCAGAACGCCUUAACACAUUAAACACCCCAACACACUGCCCUUCACACACCUUAACACACUGAAUACCCCCAACACACUGCCCUUCAGAACGCCUUAACACAUUAAAUACCAAACACAAUGCCCUUCAGAACGCCUUAACACAUUAAAUACCCCAACAUAAUGUCCUUCAGAACGCCUAACACAUUACAUACCCCAACACAAUGUCCUUCAGAACGCCUAACACAUUAUAUACCCCAACACAAUGUCCUUCAGACCGCCUAACACAUUAUAUACCCCAACACAAUGUACCCCAACGUGCCGAUUUAAGCAGCUCAGUUUAUUUUGUUCCCCUCUUCCAUUGUGAGCAGGUCAGUGCAGUUGUACUAUAACUGCUGUAAUGUUCAGCCAUUUGAUGUUGUGUUUAUCAUCCAUUUAGCCAAAUUUGUUUGACUAAUAUAAUACAUUCAUAUUUUAAUCAACUUUUCAAAAUGGUGUUUAAUGUAUUUACAGAAAUGAAUUCUAUUGCUAUUAAAUAAUUUGUUUUAGACACUACAGACCAGUGCAAAUGCUUACUACAGUUUAGUGAAGAUGUGAAAGAUGCACCUCAUAGUGGGCCUGGUCUGUGUUAGUAAUCUGUUUUAACUACGAGCUUCUGUGCUCUGCAGUAACUCUACUCAUUUUAAUAACUGCCUUUGCCUUCAGUGCCUUCAGGUUGGAUUCUGUGUGUUUUUAUUAUCUUGAAAGAUGAAAAUGAUAUUUGUAGGGACAAACGGAGGCCAUGUCAGAAUGUUGUCUUUGCUGGUUGCUGUGGAUCUUACACAGGGCUCCUCCACCUGCCCGCUGUACCCUCAGCCUGCCCGCUGUACCCUCAGCCAGCCCGCUGUACCCUAAGCCUGCCAGCUGUACCCUCCGCCUGCCCGCUGUACCCUCAGCGUGCCCGCUGUACCCUCAGCGUGCCCGCUGUACCCUAAGCCUGCCCGCUGUACCCUCAGCCUCAUGAGCAGCUCUAUGACAGCAUCUCAGUCCUGUUUGACCUGCUCAUGAGCGGCUCUCCCUGUUGCUUUUAUCCCUGGGACCUCCCCUGCCUAACAUCCCUGCGCGACCUUCACGCGCAGACCUCCUGUCGGCCGGCCUGCUGUACUCUGCUCCUCACUGCCUGUACUGGGGCCGUGUCUCUGGGUCAUAAGCUCUGCUCUGUAGAUUACAGUAUGUCCCAGUAGCAGCCUGUGAGCGCCAGUGAGCUGGGAUUUAGGGAGCAGCGUCAUGUGACACGAGCCAUGCUUCAGCCAUGGUUCAGAUUCACACUAAUGGAACACUGGUGAUUUUUUUAUAAUGAAAAGUAAUAUGUAUUUUCCUUCUCAGACAGUUUGGCAGGUUCAGAUUUCACUAAAAGGAAAGCUGCCAGACUGGGACCAUUCGUAUAGUUUUGGCUGAACGCACACCUUCCCCUCUGCUUUAGAUCUGCUAUACUGUCACUGCACCCAACCGCUAUUAAAGCUGGUCAGAGCCACACCUGUCUAAUCUGCAAGUACACGACAAAACAAACUCACUCUUCGCUCUUGCUGAGAAUUCCAUUUUUUAUUUUUUUUUAUUUUUUAUUUUUUUUAAACAGAAUAUUGUGAGACAGAACUGGAAAAAAAUGUAUGCUUCUCGUAAUGUGUUCAUAUUUUUAAAUGAAAACAUUUCUAUGACUGUGAAAUACAGGGGCAGAAACAGCCAGUAUGUCCAGUUUUGUAAUGCUAAAACAAACUGGGUUUGUGAAGAAAAAGCACAACGCUUGCAUUUACUUGCAGGUCGGAGUUGAGGACAGAUACUGCCGUCAUUCUGGCUUCUGACACCCCUGUGCAUGCAGAGUGGUCUGGUUUCCAGGGCAGCCAGUGAGUGACCUGAUUGGUUAAAUUACGGCACUUAUCAUCACUUAUGGCUCCGCCCUAGAACAUUAGCAUUAAGUGCAUAAUGUUGCAAAUCGUUUGUGCAGUUAGGCAUCCCUGUUGUGUGAUACUUUAACAUUAAAGAUGGAAAAAACGCACACAUGUACACCCCAACCUCGGUACCCUCUGCAACGGAAUCGACAUUUAUAUCCACGUACAACCUGAAGGCGAGUCUGUGAAAAACACCACUUUUACGUUGUAUGAAGUAAAAAGGAGAUGGCCUGAUGUGCCUGUGUGUACGAAUGAUAUGGGAGUGUGUGUGUGUGACUCUGCAGGUAUCAUCCUCAGGUGUGGUGCUGUGUCAAAUGCAGUGUGCCUUAAGAUCAUGGUGAAUGUCAAAAAGUAAAAAAUUCUAACUUUGUUCUUAAUCCAAUAAAUUAAGCUGAAACCCUGA